This is a messenger RNA of Diuraphis noxia (Russian wheat aphid), 2353 nucleotides long. RefSeq names its product neurobeachin-like protein 1. Gene Ontology annotation, molecular function: protein kinase binding. The record is from RefSeq and is a predicted model, not a curated record. Lineage: Eukaryota; Metazoa; Arthropoda; Insecta; Hemiptera; Aphididae. Gene Ontology annotation, biological process: intracellular protein localization. Gene Ontology annotation, cellular component: membrane; cytosol.
AGUGGUCCAUGACUAAACUGAGAGACGUAUAUUUACGACGAUACAAUCUACGAAGAAGCGCUUUGGAAUUUUUCUUAAUGGACCAAUCAAAUUAUUUUCUAAACUUUACAACAAAAAUUCGUUUGAAAGUAUUGACUUCAAUUUAUAGCGUGCAUCCACCUAAUUUUUCAUUUAAUAGCAGUCGACACCCACAAGACCUUUUACGAAAGUCAGGUUGUACUCAGAAGUGGGUUAAUAGAGAAAUUUCAAACUUUGAAUAUCUAAUGCAACUGAACACUAUAGCAGGYCGCACUUACAAUGAUCUGUCACAAUACCCAGUAUUCCCGUGGGUGUUAGCUGAUUAUAAAUCUGAAGAACUAGAUUUGAACAAUCCAAAAACAUUCAGAGACYUAUCUCGACCCGUGGGCGUUGUGAAUCCCAACAAUGAGGCUGACGUACAAGCCAAGUAUAGAAAUUUUGAAGAUCCAAACGGAGUUAUUGGGAAAUUUCAUUAUGGUACACACUAUUCAAAUUCUGCCGGUGUACUUCAUUAUUUAGUUAGGGUUGAACCGUUUACUUCUCUACAUAUCGAACUUCAAAGCGGAAGAUUUGAUGUAGCUGAUCGACAGUUCCAUUCAAUCGCACAAACUUGGAAACUUUUAAUGGAUACACCAAAUGAUGUCAAAGAACUGAUACCGGAAUUUUUCUUUUUCCCAGAAUUUUUAAAAAAUAUGAACAAAUUUGAUCUGGGUCGUUUACAAUCAUCUAAAACAAGGAUCGGCGAUGUUAUACUCCCUCCUUGGGCAGACAGUCCGGAAGAUUUCAUUUACAAACACCGAAAGGCUUUGGAAUCUGAAUAUGUGUCGAAUCAUCUUCACGAGUGGAUUGAUUUAAUAUUCGGAUACAAGCAAAAAGGUCAAGCUGCUGUAGAUGCUAUGAAUGUUUUCUAUUACUGCAGUUACGAGGGAGCUGUUGAUCUAGAUGCGAUUGUUGAUCCGAUAGAAAGAGAAGCCGUGGAAGGCAUGAUCAAUAACUUUGGACAAACCCCGAGUCAAUUGCUAAAAGAACCUCAUCCGCUAAGACUGCCGUUAGAUAAAGCGUUAGAAAAAAUGAUGAAAUCGGACCACAAAAAGCCAGAUCUUACAAUGAUGCUGUCAGAAUUGUCCACAUUUUACGUUGAGAUAACAGACAGUAAACACCCAAUGGUUUUUUUGAGUCCGCCUAGGUCGGGGACUAAAGGAUUAUUACAGACGUUCAUGACUGACGAUACUUUGGUAACAGUGUGUGAUAACUCUUUGAUCGGCAGACACUCGUGGUUGCCAUACGACAGACAUUCCAAUAAGGGGUUCACGCUUGAAGUGGACCAAUCGCACAUUUUACUCAAGGGCAAAAAAGACCCAAACGCAUAUCCAAUGAGAUCGUCCUCGUACCAUCCGUCCAUAGAAAUGAAUAGUCACUUGUUUGCCGUGUCACACGACGCCAAAUAUUUAUUCACCGCUGGUCAUUGGGACUAUAGCGUAAAAACGUUCAGUUUCUCAAAAAACAAAUACGUUUCGUCUGUCAUAAGACAUUUUGACGUUGUGACGUGCUUGGCACUAGACUCCUGCGGUUGGUAUAUGAUAAGUGGCUCGAAGGAUUGCACUUCAGUCGUGUGGGACGUUUCAAAUGCUAACAACACGAAUCCUAAACCAUUCCAAACGCUUCUCGGACAUGAUUUGCCCGUCACCUGUGUGGCAAUAGCUACGGAACUGGAUAUGGCCGUUUCUGGUUCACAAGAUGGCACCGUUAAUGUGUACAGCAUACACCAAGGACUUUUGGUCCACUGUCUAACCCCUCUGGGAUGCGUUUCCCCUCCGUCCAUCAUAACAUUUGUGACAAUUUCAUUUCAAGGACAUAUCGCUUUUUCGUCCAAAGAUAAAAAAAACCAUUCCGUCCAUAUAUUCAGCUGCAACGGAGACAAUUUAGGUUCAAAAUACGUUGCAGCUCAAGUGACUGGUAUUACAACUAUAAGUGACUGUUUAGUGGUGGUCGACGAUGCAGGAGAUCUAACGCUAAGCAGACUAUUAGGUCUGCAUCCAGUCUACGACGUCCCUCUGCACAUUCCGAUCCAAACGGUGGUGGCGACGCCAGGCAACACGCACUUGUUGGCGCCGCUGAGAGACGGAAAAAUCGCCGUCAUCGGAUUGCCAAAUUCAAACAAUAAUUGAUCAUCGUCGCAACAUCUCUUCUCGUUCGAUUCCGUUCAAACUMAAACAUAAUAUCGUUUUUAUUAUAGACAUUUUAUUCUUGUUGUAUUAAACGUUAGCUCGUUAUUAGUUUUAGAAUUUAUUAACAAUUUGUAUCCAUUAUUUUAUUAUUAUGAUAUAGGAAUAAA